Wallemia ichthyophaga EXF-994 is the source of this 1572-nucleotide messenger RNA. RefSeq names its product Ubiquitin carboxyl-terminal hydrolase 6. Gene Ontology annotation, molecular function: cysteine-type deubiquitinase activity; proteasome binding. The transcript has a single exon. NCBI's taxonomy places the organism in Eukaryota, Fungi, Basidiomycota, Wallemiomycetes, Wallemiales, Wallemiaceae. The record is from RefSeq and is a predicted model, not a curated record. The coding region runs from base 1 to 1572 and encodes 523 amino acids. Gene Ontology annotation, biological process: protein deubiquitination; proteasome-mediated ubiquitin-dependent protein catabolic process; regulation of proteasomal protein catabolic process.
AUGACUAAAUUCCCAGUGUCAAUUAAACACGCAGGAAAGAAAUUCGAUUUGGAAUUCAACACUCAGUACACCGGUUUAGACUUCAAGAAUCAAAUUCAUUCUCUAACUGGCGUGGCUCCAGAUAGGUGGGUCACACUACGUAUCACUGUGGCAUUCCCCCUUAACAUCCUCGACAGGCAGAAAGUUAUGAUUAAAGGUGGAAUGCUCAAGGAUAAUACGGAUAUGGAAAAGUUAGGAUCAUCGAUCAAGCCUGGUCACUUGUUCAUCGUCAUUGGCGCUGCAGGGCCUCUACCAGAAGCUCCAAAUCAAAAAGUAGUUUUCAUGGAAGACCUCAGUGAGAAGGAUUUAUCGCAAGCCUUGAAAAACCCAGUCGGUUUGACUAAUCUCGGUAACACUUGUUAUUUAAACUCAUCAGUUCAAGUUCUCAGAGCCAUACCUGAGCUACAGAGCACUCUGAGUAACACACAAAACUCUGGCUUAUUACGCUCCCUUCAAUCCCUCUUUUCCUCGCUCAACAACUCAACUGACGCAAUCACUCCAACUGCAUUCCUCACAAUGCUAAGAUCCUCUUACCAACAAUUCACUGAAACUGAUAGAUACGGUCAGUUCGCUCAACAAGACGCUGAAGAAGCUUGGGGCGCAAUCCUCAACUCUUUGGGAUCAGAGUUGAUGACGUCACAGGGUAAAUCAUUCGUUGAUCAAUACAUGAAGGGUACUUUCGUGAAAGAGAUGUCUACGCCUGAAUCAACACUUGAAGAGCCUUCUUACUCAAUUGAAGAGUUUACUAAAUUGGGUUGCAACAUCUCUUCAUCCACCAACUACCUCCAGCAAGGUUUAACAGAUGGUUUGGAUGAGCAGGUUACAAAACACUCCUCAACACUCAAUAGAAACGCUCAAUAUACACAGAAAUCGAGAAUUAAUAGAUUGCCAGCAUACCUCUCCGUCCAUCUCGUCAGAUUCUAUUGGAGAGCUGAUUUAGGCAAAAAGGCAAAAAUCCUCCGCAAAGUAAAGUUCCCAAUGGAGUAUGAUGCCAGUGAUCUCGUCAGUGACGAUCUCAAGGCUAAGAUCAACCCGGUCAACAAGAAGCUUCUGUCAAUCAACAAAGAUAAAGAGGAGAGAAGAAGAUUGAGGAAGCGUAUCAAGACACGCACCGAUCUCGAACAAAAAGCCAACGAGGCUAAAAACACCGACGAUAUGUUGAUCGAUGAAAUCAAAGAUGAGCAGGGCAAGAUUGGUGACGUGGAGCUCCUCGAUGAGAACGUUUAUGAGGAGAGAGAGAAGAAAGAGCUUGAUGAGCUUGUCAAUAAUGACUUAAAAAAUGACACUGGUUGCUCACAGAGUGGCUUGUACGAUUUGGUGGGUAUAGUGACGCACAAAGGUGUAAACGCAGAUGGCGGUCACUACAUAGCCUGGGUCAGAGGGGAUGUGCACAAGUCGGAAGAGGACAAGGACGAUUGGUACAAAUUCGACGACAACAAGGUCACCAAAGUAUCCAAAGACAAAAUUGCCCAAUUGGAAGGAGGCGGUGAAGAUAGUGUAGCCUACCUAUUAUUAUAUAAAGCAAAGUUGUAG